AUGCAUAUUCUUUUAGAGCUCCUUAAACAGAGUCUUAAGGAUAUUCGCGAUGCCUUCAAAGAAAAACAUGACGCAUAUAAUACAGAUGGUCAAUUGGGGUGUGGUUAUGGAAGUUACAACACUUUCACUGACAGAUUUAUUCUUAUUAUGAACACUAUUGAUAUUUGCAGUGUCAUAACUUGGCUAAACACAAUUGAACGAGUCUGGGGGAUCACAACAUGCUUUGGGCAACCAACAAAAAGUAGCAAGCAAAGAUUGAAACAAGUAAUUGGUUCCAUGGAUGGAAAGCUUAUUUCUAUCGAGAAACCAACCACUGAAAAUUCUGGUGACAUUUACGCGGAUCGUAGAGAAAACACCAUCAUGAGUUUGAUGGCAGUUUGUGAUUAUAAAAAGAGAUUUAUUCACAUUGCAACCGGUACACAUGGUAAUUACAUUAAGUGGGAAUUGUUUUUAUAUUCGGCAUAUCUACUGUUACCCCAGCUUUUGACACCGUUCAUUGGUGCCUGUGGACGUAGAUCUGAAAGCCAAGAAACUGUUCCACUUACCACGGAAGAGAAACUGUGCAAUACAGUACAGUCAAGGACUCAGUAA
Molecule: messenger RNA, 591 nt
Organism: Phycomyces blakesleeanus NRRL 1555(-)
Lineage: Eukaryota; Fungi; Mucoromycota; Mucoromycetes; Mucorales; Phycomycetaceae
Exons: 3
Coding region: 1-591 (196 amino acids)
Source: RefSeq, a predicted model, not a curated record